GAUUAGGCAGUUCUACAUAUUGUUCAAACCAUAAGGUUCAUUUAUUAUAAAACAGAAAAUACUGGAAAUACUUCGGUCAGGCCGCAUCUGUGGAGAGAUAAACGGAUUUAACAUACCAGGUCGAGGUCUAGAAUUGUGCCCUUACAGUGUAAUUUACGAUUACAGGGCCUUUACAAUACUAAUGCCAGGCUCUGACUAAAUCACUACCUCUGGUUUUCAUAGAGUGCUUCAAAGUAGACGUAAGAGAGCUAGCAAAUACUGAAUGCAGCCGCUGAUUUCACGUUGCACUGUGUAUGAUAUCGGGAACACCAUCAUGAUUUUGUACUGUGAUGUACCAAGAUGGUGCCCAAGUUGUCCCACACAAGAGAAGAAACUAGACUGACUUUAGUUCUUAUUUUUUAAAAAUACACUAUUGGUGUUUGGUUUAUGUCUUAGAAAUUUUCUUUAAAAAUAACUGGGUAGAAGUAAAUGGGCAUAGCUGACUUUCUGUAAGCGGCCCUAGAUGAUUAAUACUGUGGCUACAAGAGCAGGUCAGAGACCAGGAAUUCUGAGAUGAAUAAUUCACCUCCUGACUCCCCAAGCUUUGUCCACCAUCUAAAAAGAACAAACAGGAGUGUGAUGGAAUACCCUCCACUUGUCUGAAUGGGUGUGACUCCAACAACACUCAAAGCUUGACACCAUCCAAGACAAAGCAGCCCGCUUGAUUGGUACACCAUCCACCAACUUACGUGUUCAGACCCUUCACCAUCAACACACAGUGACAGCAGUGUGUACCAUGUACACAAGAUGCACUGUAGCAACCCACAAAGGCUUCUUCAGCACAUUCCAAACUCAUGACCUUUACCACCUAGAAGAACAAGGGCAGCAGAUGCAUGGGAACAUCACCACCACCUGCAAGUUCCCUGCCAAGUCACAGAGCAUCCAGACUUGGAACAAUCGCUGUUCCUUCACUGUAGCUGGGUCAAAAUCCUGGAACUCCCUAACAGUAUUGUUGGUCUACUUACACCACAUGGAUUGUGGCGGUUCAAGAAGGCAGCUCACCACCACCUUCUCAAGGGCAAUUAGGGAUGGGCAAUAAAUGCUGGCCUAGCCAGUUACACCCAUAUCCUGUGGAAGAAUAAAAAAAGUUGUAAACAAAUGCUACCUGUGGGACUUGCAGUAUUGUGCUACAUUAAUGCAAGAUGGUCACAAAAGGGAGGCAUUAGUGCAUGGUGUACAGCUGUUUGUGAAUUGGCAGAAGGAAGUGGGAUUCUGAGGAGCCGUUAGCUGACACGCAGAACUGACAACAUUAGAUGAAUGUUGUAAUUCUCACUUGUGAUCAGUAAGAAUGAUACAGAUGAUGAUCCCAGUUAAAUAUAGAGAGAACUGCAUUUAAUAGUCAUACUAAUAUGCAUUUUAUACAUAUGACAAUGACUAUACUUCAAAAAGUACUGCAUUGGCUGUAAAGCGCUUGGAGAGAUCAGUGGUUGUGAAAGAUACAGUAUAAAGGCAAGACAUUUUUAAAGGCUAUAUUUUAAAGCAACAGAUGAUGUUGCCAUUUCCCCCUGUCAUCAGCUAAUGUCUCCAGGGUGCGGGAAUCAAUGUUUAGGGCCUUCAUGUCAUGCUUGAAAACAUCCUUGAAAUGGAGCUUUGGGUAUCCUAAUGGUGUCUGUCUCCAGCUAUCUCACCAAAUAUGAAAAUCCUGAGGUACACGACCGUCUUCCAUCUUUCACUUGCAUGAGCCAGCGAAGUCACUUCUGCUUGAUGAUGCCAAAAUACUGAGGAGACUUGCCUUUGAGAGGACUGCCACAUUUGUGAUUUUGUCCUUCCAUGAGAUGUACAGAAUACGCCGCUAACGGUGGAGAUGAAAAUUGUUGAGUUUCUUUCCUUGCUUGCUAGCUGCCAGUCGCUCAUGUUCACAGCGGUACAACAAGGCGCUGAGAACACAGCGCUCAUAAACCAGAAAGGACAUGCAUUCAUACAGCACAUCUCAGAACACCCCAAAGCACUUUACGACCAAAUCAUUAUUUUUGAAGUGUAGUUGAUUAUGCUGUAGGUGAUUGUGUCAGCCAGUUUGCAAACAACAAGAUCUUAAACAGCAAUGAAACAAAUAACCAGGUUCGAUGGAGUAGGUUAAAGAAUAGAUACUGGCGGUACAACACAACUCUUCACCUUCAAAUUGUACCAUGGGACCUUUAGUGUCCAUUGAAGAGGACAAACAGCUUUACUUGAAAGUCACUUCUGAAAGAUUACAUCACAAACAAUGCACCUGCAGUACUGCAGUGAAGUUUCAGCUUAGAAUGGGGGAAAUGAGGCUUGAAUCCAAAACCUGACUCAGAGAUGGGAGCGCUACCAAUUAGCCAGGACUGACUCGAGAAUGGCUGUCAGAAAUCCGUGGAUAUUUGAAUAUUUUUGCGGGAGAAAGUUCCAGAUUUCUACUUCACUUUGUGUGAAGAAGUGCUUCCUGACAUCAUGUCCAUGCAUUGUGCUGUGGCUGAUCAACUACAUCCUCAUAAUUACAGUACAUAAGCUAAACCCGGAGAGUAGUUGCCUUUACUUGAGUCUGGAAUGAUAAAUUCUCCUGUACACUUCAAAGUACUAACCUGAGCUCUUGCCCUGUAACUGAAGAAACAAAUUAAUUUUCACUGCAGAAUGAUUUCUCUACCUGAAAAUUUAUUUCAUGUGGCAGCUGUUUCGGAGUUGAGAGCGACUCCCGCUAGCAUGUCUGUCUCUGGAAUUAUCCAUGCUUCUCAAUGUUCCUUGGCCAAAGCACGGAGCAUUGUGUCCCUGUGCAGACAUCCACAUGUCCCGGUGUUGUUCUCGACUCGAUGGAAACACUCCGACACUCGGCGCUACAAGGCUGUGAUUUUUGACAUGGGUGGAGUUCUGAUUCCUGAUCCAGCCACAUUGGUUGCUGAAUGGGAACUGAAGAAUUGUCUUCAACCUGGAUGGAUCUGGAAAACCAUAUUAACAGGAGAGAACUGUAUUGCCUGGGAGCGCUGCAUGCUUGGAGAACUGACAUUUGAACAGUUUGUAGAAAAUCAGACCUCUGAUAUAAUCAAGCCCUGUUUACAAGCAAUAAGUCAUCUGAAUGAUCAGAUUCCUGCAACUAGAGAAGCAAUUCAGUGUAUCAGAGCGGAGGGACUGCAAACUGCUCUACUGACUAAUAACUUCUGGUUCAAAGACCAGAGUUUCUUGCCUGUGGAGAAAGUUGAUUUUGAUGUGAUCGUUGAGUCAUGCCGUGAAGGAAUUAGCAAGCCAAACCCUGGGAUUUACAAACUCUGUUUAGAACGCCUGAAGGUCAACCCUGAGGAAUCAAUUUUCCUUGAUGACUCUGGACAAAACCUAAAACCAGCAGCUCAUCUUGGGAUGCGCACUAUUAAGGUUGGAGACAUAGAUACAGCCAUUCAGGAGUUGGAAGCAAUGCUGGGGUUCCCAUUGCGUGGUUAUGUGCAUGAUACACAAGCUGUACGUAAGGACAUGGAGAUUCCUACAGAUCGUCUGAAGGAGUAUCUCCAGACCACUCUGGGGCUAAAUUUAACAGAGCCAUUGACUCUGCGGCAGUUUAUUCAUGGCCAGUCCAACCCUACAUACCAUGUCCAGAGUGGCGACCAACAGCUGGUCCUAAGAAAGAAACCGCCCGGAAAACUUCUGCAAUCAGCACACGCAGUGGAGAGAGAAUACAGGGUGAUGAAAGCUCUUUCAGCCAUGGGCCUUCCUGUUCCCAGGACACUUGCCAUCUGUGAGGACCCCAGUGUUCUUGGGACUUCCUUCUACCUGAUGGAAUACUGCCCAGGAAGGGUAUUUAAGGACCCAACGCUGCCAGGGUUAACUGCCAGCCAGCGGAAAGACAUUUACACUGCCAUGAACCACGUUCUCUGCCAGAUUCAUCAGGUUGACAUCCAUGCAGCUGGAUUAGAGGAUUAUGGAAAAUAUGGCAACUAUAUCAAGCGUCAGGUGUGCACAUGGACUAAGCAGUACCGAGCAAGUGAGACUCAUAACAUUCCAGCAAUGGAACAGCUCAUAAAAUGGCUUCCGAAUAACCUCCCAACACAUGAAAAAACCACACUUGUGCAUGGAGACUUUAGACUGGACAAUCUGGUUUUUCACGCUGACAAACCUGAGGUGCUGGCAGUUUUGGACUGGGAACUGUCCACUCUGGGCGAUCCCAUCUCUGACGUGGCAUGUAAUUGUUUGGCACACCAUCUCCCACCAGAUUUCCCCAUCUUAAAAGGGAUGAAUGAUCUUAAUUUGAUGGAGUUCGGAAUCCCAACUGAUUUGGAAUACCUUACCCUUUACUGUGACAACAUGGGGAUUAAUCCUGUUGAAAAUUGGAAUUUCUACAUGGCUUUCUCCUUUUUCCGAGUCACAGCCAUACUCCAGGGAAUCUAUAAGCGAUCACUUCAAGGCCAGGCAAGUUCAGCUAAAGCUGAAAUCGCUGGGAAACUUGCUGAGAAAAUAGCUGAGUUGGCCUGGAUGUUUGCUGUAAGGGAAGGAUUCCGAAAAUUCAAAUCAAUUCCUACUAGAAGUCCAAGCCCUCCAUUGAGAAAGUACUCCACGUGGAACAGACAGAGCUCAUCAGCAGCAACCUUUUUAUCUGCCUCUUCACUUGAUGACCUUUCCAGACAUAUGGUGUCAGUCCCUAAAGGACAUUUAAUUAUCUCACCUGAGGGGCUGCCUGCUCAGGUCCAAGAGUUGUACCACAAACUGACUGUGUUUAUGGAUAAAUAUAUCUAUCCCCAAGAGCAGGAACUUAUGGAUCACCAAAGGGCUGAAAAUCGAUGGAUUCCAAAUCCUAGAAUGGAAGAACUGAAGCGUGAAGCUAAAGCGAAUGGUCUCUGGAACCUGUUUUUACCAUUGAAAACUGAUCCUGAGGUUAAGUAUGGAGCCGGACUGACAAAUCUGGAGUUUGCUCACCUAUGUGAGGUUAUGGGGAGAUCUCUGCAUGCACCUGAGGCUUUCAACUGUUCUGCACCAGAUACAGGAAACAUGGAGAUCCUGGUGAAGUAUGGGACUGAAACACAGAAGGAGCAAUGGCUUCUGCCAUUAUUGGAUGGGAAAAUCAGGUCAUGUUUUGCCAUGACUGAGCCCCAGGUCGCAUCUUCAGAUGCCACAAAUAUUAAAGCCUCAAUUGUCGAAGAAGGAGACACCUAUAUCCUCAAUGGCCACAAAUGGUGGACAUCAGGUGCAAUGGAUCCUCGCUGCAAACUCUGCGUGUUUAUGGGAAAGACGGAUCCACAGGCUCAUCGUCACAGACAGCAGUCCAUGAUUCUGGUUUCUAUGGAUACACCAGGGAUUAAUGUUGUCCGACCUCUGUCUGUUUAUGGGAUGGAAGACCCUCCAGGAGGUCAUGGCGAACUUAUAUUCAAAAACGUUCGAGUGCCAAAAGAGAACAUCCUGUUAGGACCUGGCCGAGGGUUUGAAAUUGCCCAAGGUAGGCUGGGACCUGGAAGGAUGCACCACUGCAUGCGACUCAUUGGCUACGCAGAUCGAGCUUUGCAACUUAUGAAGGAGCGGGUAAAAACACGAGUGGCUUUUGGAAGACCAUUAGCUGAGCAGGGCACUAUCAUGGCAGACAUUGCUAACUCCCGGGUCGAAAUUGAACAGGCAAGGUUGCUAGUGCUGAAAGCUGCCCACCUCAUGGAUACAGUGAGCGACAAGGAAGCAGCCUCCGAGAUCUCGAUGAUUAAAUUAGUGGCACCAAACAUGGCGCUGCAUGUCAUUGAUCGUGCAAUCCAGGCAUUUGGAGCAGCCGGGCUUGGCAGUGACUAUCCAUUGGCUCAGUUUUUUGGCUGGGCACGUGCACUGCGGUUGGCCGAUGGUCCAGAUGAAGUUCACAGAGCUGUGGUUGCCAAGCUUGAAUUGAAACGCUGAGUCAACAGUGAGAUACUGAACAUUGGUGCUGCACAAGACAACCACUACGUUUUUUUAAAGAUUGAUUUGAUUUAUAUGCAUUGCAAUCAUGCCUGUGAAACAACACUAUUGUCUCAUUAUCUUUUUUGAGACAGCCUCACCAAUAACACAAAUUGCCCUAUUAUUUUUCCUCUUUUCACAACUCUCACCCCUUCCAAUUCCUCAACAUUUCAUUCUCUGAUCAAGAGUAGGUAUGAACUUCCUGCAAGCAAUUCAACUUGUACCAUUCUUUCAGCCAGUUGCUAGGAGGCUGUGUUGCACUGUGGGUUUGGCAUAGUUAGUAAGCCUGAUAGUAUAAUUUAUAACUUGCUUACUUAACCUGACGAGAUUCCUGAAACAUUAAGUGAAUAGACUCAAGACCUACUGAUAUUGGAUUUUCUGCAGUGUCCAUAGAAAAUUCUCCAAACAUCAGUGAAGAUAUUAGAAAUAUUAAAAUUUAAAUAUUGGAUUUUUUUUAAAUGUUAUUUUCACAUUUUGCUUCCCUCUUCUUGAAGGCAUUGACUCCUUGAUCUUCCAGGCGACCAGGAAUCCACUGUUAUUUCUAGUAAGCAGGAGAAAGAAAUAAAGAUUAUCCUGAUAGGCUGAAUUGAAGAGGAAUGAGAAGAAACUUUUGUAGAGCAUGAACAACAGCCAAAAAUAGACCUAUUGGGCAAAUGGAUUGUGUCUGUACUGUAGAGUUUAUGUAACUCAAUGUAAGCUUCCAAAUCUGGUCAUUCUUCAUGUGUGAGUGUAGACCAGCAGGCUCCUCAACACAGCUCAGGCUGAUCACAUUUUCAUUCAUGCAUUUUCCAACAAGGAACCCUGGCUGAAUUUUUCCCUCCGUAAUACAGAAAAUGCCAUAAUCAAAUGGUUCAGUUACUCAUUGAUUUAAUCGGCUGAACCAUUGAGGAAUAGCUGGGGUCUGGUUCUAACCCUGAUGUAGUUUUGGUAAUAUACAGAAAAAAGUUCUGAAGUAUUUUCAGAUGCUAAAGUUUUUAGAGCUUAUUGCACAUUUCUAUAUAUAAAGGGAAACAGGUUGUGGUCAUGUGGAAAAUAAAGGCAAUCAACUAA
Molecule: messenger RNA, 6942 nt
Organism: Carcharodon carcharias (great white shark)
Lineage: Eukaryota; Metazoa; Chordata; Chondrichthyes; Lamniformes; Lamnidae
Product: acyl-CoA dehydrogenase family member 10-like
Exons: 21
Coding region: 2632-5853 (1073 amino acids)
Molecular function (GO): flavin adenine dinucleotide binding; oxidoreductase activity, acting on the CH-CH group of donors
Source: RefSeq, a predicted model, not a curated record